Molecule: messenger RNA, 1509 nt
Organism: Cooperia oncophora
Lineage: Eukaryota; Metazoa; Nematoda; Chromadorea; Rhabditida; Trichostrongylidae
Source: the annotation of a GenBank genome assembly
AUGUCUUCGCAAAUGCAAUCUCGUGCAGCUCUUUCACCACUGAUGAUGAAUCGACCUCUAGUUAAGAUGGGAAAGCUGGACGAUCCGAUAGCGUCAGCCAAACUAAAUGCUGGUGACACUGCAAUGGACGUUGUUGCGGCGCCGGUUUCUUCUGGCUUGCAAGUGGAAAAGGAGAACGUUGUGUUUGUGCCGUCAAGUGAUGUUUCCGUUGGAGCAGACUCCAGCCUAGUAAAACAGAGUGGAGGAUAUUUGAAGGAAAAUACUUCGGAUGGAGAGGCAACGACUUCCGGUAGUAACCAGUCAGCUCAGCAACAGUUGGCCUGUGACGUCAGCACAUUGCAAAUUGAUGAUAGGGAUGUGCCCAAGAAGAGAUCUCGCGUUGAGGAAGCCGUAGAAGCCAAGGGUUCACUCGUCUCGUCGAAUUCGAAUGCUUCAUCCAAUUCAAAUGAAUCUUAUGCACGUUUGAUAACCGAACCCUUGAGGCCUUCUCGUCCAUCAUCGAGUAAAAGUGCUGACUGCCUUCAGAGUCCUGAACAUAUUUCGGUCCUUGGUGAAUAUGAGGAGAAGAAUACAUUGUUUUUCCGUCCGAUAUCCGAGGAUUACCAGAAGUUCUGGUGUGCGAAGCUAGGAUUCACGUUUUCCGGGUCUCCCGAACUGCGCAAGCGUACCUUCGGGCGUGAGAUUGAAUUUUCCCUGCGAGACAUGCCGUUGAGCUGUGACGUUCGAGGUGAUGGCAACUGCCUGUUUCGUACAUUGGCUUGGUGGAUAACCGGAGGAAAUGAAAAGGAGCACUUCAGGUUGAGGGAGAAGCUGAUCGAAUUCAUGUCGAAGUAUCGCUCUAAGUUUUCCAGUCUCCUUCCAAGUCAACAAGAUAUGGAAACUCACCUUCAGAGAAUGUCCGAAGAUGGAGAAUGGGGAACGCAAGUUGAGCUGGCUGCAGCAGCUUGUUGGCUUGGAGUGAAUAUUUAUACAUUCCUUGAAGGAAAAUGGUUAAAAUAUAGACCACUUUUCCGCUGGAAUAGUGACGGCUCCCCUCCGAUUACUUCAAAGGUCUGUCUCCAGCCUUGCCCGAUUUCAGAUUUGCAUCGAGAUGAGUGUACUGACAAUAAAGGUGCUAUCUUCAUCUGUAACGCUAGCGGUUGUCAUUUCCAACCGGCCGUCAGCGUGGAACAAUCGAGCUCGAGAAGGAAUCUGCGUCCUCGCAAGGAUGUUCGCGAAGUACCGAAGGAGUCAACCACACCACCACGUACUCCAGAGCCACCGUAUGUGUUCAAUUCGGCCGAUGGCCCUGUAUACUCCUUGGCAGCAGUCAUCUGCCACCAUGGGGAUUCGUUACUCAGUGGUCACUAUUCCACUUUUGCUCUAGACGCUACGAGACGAGAGUGGUUAGAUUGCAAUGAUAACACGAUUACGAAGGCUUCUGAGGUGGAAGUAAUAGAUAACUCAUCGUCAGUUGGCUACAUCUUCAUCUACAAUCGAGUAGAAGAUUCUCAACAGAGGUUGGAAUAG